Molecule: messenger RNA, 2411 nt
Organism: Mizuhopecten yessoensis (Yesso scallop)
Lineage: Eukaryota; Metazoa; Mollusca; Bivalvia; Pectinida; Pectinidae
Exons: 4
Coding region: 151-2280 (709 amino acids)
Molecular function (GO): protein binding
Source: RefSeq, a predicted model, not a curated record
UACAUGCUUUUGUAUAUUGAAGGCUUUCUGUUGUGGAAAUUCACGUGCGCGCUGUACGUGCUGACUGUUUGUUUGAAAGUGUGUUUUACUCGACAUAGAAUACUAAAUAGGCACAUUAUAUUAUACGACCAGAUUUAAUACCAAGUGACCAUGGAGACGGUGACAGAGCUUGCAAGAUUUGGUGAUGAAUGUUUAAAGGAGAAAAACUAUGAUAUGGCGAUCAGUGCAUAUUCGUCAUCUUUAAACAAAGGUGGUCACCCGCAUCAGUCGGACGUGCUGAAGAAAAGGUCCAAUUGCUAUUUCCAGGUCUGUAGUUAUGAGUGUGCCUAUGACGAUAUCAUUGAAGUUCAAAAGACGUCUCCCAGAUGGAUAGCGGGAUAUCGAUACGCAGCUAACUGCCUCUCUAACUUGGGCGACGUUGAAGGUGUUUGUGAACUCUACAAAAAAGGUCUGGAGUCAAACAGUGGAAACGUAGAUCUCAGAAAUAGCUUAGCAGAUGCAAAACUGAAAACGGUGGGAGAGACCUCAGAAGCAGCGAGUAAUAACCCAUUAAGCACGUACAAGUUUGACUAUUAUCCGGGAGAUGACCUUCGUCUCAAAGAGGAAAAGGAAAAACGUGACGUCAUAGAGAGUGAAAAAUCACAGUCUGAAGUACGUCAGUCACAAGAUCGAUCUGCCUCAGAGCUUGUAAAGGAUUCAUGGAAACACAGACAAAAUGGCGACCUCUUGAAAUCUUCAGAAAGUUUAUUCUCAGCAGUACUGAAGAAACCGGAAGUGGCAUGUUUACGACAGGUACUUGGUGAUAUGUACUUCCGUCAAGAUAAGUACGAAGAGGCUUUCAGAUGUCUAAACGCUAUACCAAGCAAUGGGAGAUCAUUUGACGCUUGGAGAGUUGGAGGUAAAGUGUUACAGGAACUUGAACUUCCGGUUUCGGCAGAGAUGUGGCUCCGCCAAGCGGCGAAAGUUGGCGGUAAACGAGCUGAACAUGCCUCGAUGUUGUUUCAAGACAUCAGAUCGAGGCGGUUAUAUAAAAACCUGACGACCGACAAAAAUGUCGAAGUGAGAUUCACGGCAAAAGGGCGAGCAUUAUUCGCCAAGGAAGAUAUAGCUAAAGACAAAUUAAUUUUUGAUGACAGACCAAUUUUAUUAGCUCAAACAAACGACAGUUCAGACAUUAGAGCCUGCAGCACCUGUGCGAAAACCUUACAAACAGCAGAGGAAUACUUUGGUAGGGAAAGUUUCGACAAGAACCCUGCACUGAAGAAAAUCACAGAAACACAUUGGCCAAAAUAUGACGUCAUUUCCUGUUUACAUUGCGACCAAGAGUUUUAUUGCAGUAACCUCUGUCGCGAGUCUGCAUGGGAACAGCAUCAUCAGAUCCUGUGCACCUCUGUCAACGAAAGCGUGAAGAAGUUGUAUGACGUAUGUGAGCAGUACAAGAAGUUGAUGGAGUCGAACCAGCGCGUGUUGGAAGGUGUGUGGAACGCCGCGUUCAGCCCCAUGCUACUAGCGCGACUUUGGGCAACCAUUGUCUGCGAAGCUAAGCGACAAGCCAAGACACGUGGAGCUUCAGUUCCGGAGGAUCGGGACUGGAUCAGAGCUAAACUCCCCUUCAGAAGAUACAUCGCAUUUGGUCCAUGCAGUUAUGCGCAGAUGGUUCCAGAAAUGGUUAAAAUCAUGCGCGCGAUAUUCAAAGAUGCAGGAACCGGGAUUGCUAUAGACAUCUCCGAAAAGGAGUUUGAUGGUCGAUAUUUCCAGCUUGCUUGCAAUGUUCAAGCUUUCUCGGACCCAACUCCACCAUUCAUCACGUUUAAGAGAAAUGCGAAGUCUGCAGGUUUAGAUGCUGCACAGUUUAUGAACCCCGAGGAAAAGUUCGCUACUUUUGGUGGACUCUUUGGUCUCCACUCAAGCAUGAACCAUUCGUGUGUCAAUAACGCGGAGAUCCACGACGGUUCUGCCAGUAACAAACCUGGGGUCCACGUCAUAGCCAACAGGCCAAUCAAAAGAGGGGAAGAAAUCAACAUCACUUACAUUGACACCAGAAUGUCGCGCCAAAAUCGACGAGCAUGGCUCAUCCGCUCUUACAAUUUUUGGUGUCUUUGUCCCCGAUGCCGGUUUGAGGGUGAUGACAGCGGGUUCUGUACGAACUGCAACAAGCAGGCGGUGGAGGCUAAACCAUUCCUGGGAUGUGGAAAAUGCCACAGUGCUUGGUACUGUUCUGCUCAGUGUCAGAAAUCUGCUUGGAAGCGGGGACACAAAGCCAUAUGUCGGAAACGAUGAUGGAACAAUAUUGACUGUGAAGUGAUCGCUAAUUUCAAACUGCUGCCUUAUUUAAUUACAGUUAGUAAAUGUGUUUUCCUUUUCUUUUCUUUUUUUUGCCCUGCAGGUAGGGCGUAAGAAUUGUACCUGCU